AUGGAGCUUGGUGGGAGACAAUCUGUCAGGAAAGCCUUAAAUCAUGAACUUUCUAAACUUUUCAGUGACAUGUGGGAUAUGGAUGUUAACCGCCUUGUGCCUGGGAAAGACUACACAAUUGAUUUGCAGGGAAAAGCAGAUGUCGCACAGCAAGGUGACAGUGCUGUCCAGGACAGUGCAGCCAGACAUCUGUUUCACAACGUAAAUGAAGAACGCCUGAAGAGCAUAAAAACUUUUGCAACCUUUAUUUCCUUAUUGGAUAACUAUGAGACAUCAACCGGUAUGGCAGAAGUAGUGACUCCAGAAGAAAUAGUUGAAAACAAUUGUUUUCUUGAUGCUAUCUUAGCGACAGAAGUCAUGAAACUAGCUCAUGAAUAUCUGCUUAAAAAAACACUGGCAAAGCCAAACCUUGCCGAUUUCAAAUAUCAGCUCUAUGACAUCUGGUUCCAGCUCUAUGCCAGGAAAGAAGGAGACAGACCUGAUUCUUGUGGCUUUGAACAUGUUUUUGUUGGAGAAACAAGGCGUGGUAAACAGAUCUUAGAUUUGCACAACUGGGUGCAAUUUUACCCGGAAAAGCGCAACCAAAUUGACUACAAGGGAUAUGUCUCUCAGAAGAACAAAACCAGGCCUCACAAAGAUGACCAAGUUUUGAGCAUCCAGUUCAGCUGGAAGGGCUCGGUCAAGCCAAUUGGAAGCACCUUUAUUGGUGUCAGCCCGGAGUUCGAAUUUGCCCUUUACACCGUCAUUUUCCUGCUGGCUGAAGAAAGAGUCACACGUGAAACAGUGAAGAUUGAGGAAUAUGAGCAACAGAUGGUUGUUUGCCGCCAUGGGCACCACAUUGGAACAGCAUAUCCGGUACUCCUCAGCACCAGUAGUGAAGACUCACAGUUAGAUUGAUCAGGCAACAUUUCUUUUUUUUCUGGGGGGGAGGACAUGGAACCAGACAGCAGAGUAAGCUGAUGUGUUGUUUUAUACAACUCAUUUUGAGUAAAAAUUGAUGACUCACUCUCUUUUGGUCUGCAAUGGAGUGUUUAAUCAAUAGUGUGCCAUGACUCAGUGUCUGACAAACCUUGAAACAUACUGCUGCUCAUAUUAAAGGCCAGAUUAAACUUACAUCAGCCUUCCUUCGUGCAUGAUAACACUGUACUUUUCAGCAGAUAAUGGAAUUUAGGAAAAGGCUAUAUUAAAAUCAAUACACAUCUUUCUCUUAUUUCUUAGCUACUGCAUAUUUGAAAGAGCAAUAACCCCAUAUUGCUUACAUUUUGCCUUCCAGACAGCAACUUUGAUUUGGCACCAGCAGAACCACAGUACCUUUUUUCUCCUCUCCUCAUUUCAUAAGAGGUUAAUUUCAAAUGCAUUUUUACAAUCACAGUGCCCUGGACACACAGGAAACACAUUCAGAUGUGAGAAUGGUCAUCAGAUCAACAG
Molecule: messenger RNA, 1428 nt
Organism: Pygoscelis adeliae (Adelie penguin)
Lineage: Eukaryota; Metazoa; Chordata; Aves; Sphenisciformes; Spheniscidae
Product: poly(U)-specific endoribonuclease-A-like
Molecular function (GO): RNA endonuclease activity
Source: RefSeq, a predicted model, not a curated record